AUGUUGAAGGGUGGCGAGAGAGAAAAAAGGUAAAGAGGUAAAAAAAUAAAUAAGAAUAGAUCAGCUUUUUAAUGAGGCCUGGAGCGUCCAUCAUUAAGCCAGCAGUCACACUAAAGUGACUUUGUUCUCUCUCGCUCUCCUCCAAAGCGUUUGUCCCGCCGCCCGUGAGGUGACGCACACGUUUAUAGAUGUUGAGACCUCAGCCGGAGAUCAAGGUCAGCCCAGAUCGGCGCCGUCAGGUCCACAAACCCCAGGGGACAUUUGAAAAAAAAUUAAAAAAUACGAAAGAUUCUCAGCCAAUCAACCGGGCCCUGCCGUCCGCCCCUCGGGCCAAUCGAAGGCGAUGGAGAGCUUCAUGGGCAGUCAUUUCUCGUUAAAACCAAUAAACGUGCCCUGCUUCUCCCUCUGAAGAAGCAUUGGGUGGAGCUGCAUUCGAAAGCUCUGCCUGGGAGAAAUGCGCUGACAUGGCAACAGUGCUAGUUCUAACGUGCUGAUGGAGAGUGCCGGGUUUGGAUGGGUGGCACGCAUCCCGUAUUGACAGAGAUGCUAAAAUCGACAAGCAAGCAUCCCCAGCGGGUUUUAGUCAAGGGCUAUUCACUGCCGCCUUGUCAUUGAGAGAAUUUCUUAUCUGUGUGUGUAUGUGUUUGAGUGUGUGUUUGAGUGCAUCCUGAAGGAGACAGGCCCCCAAAACUUGGCUUCUAUUGAUUUCUAUUUCCCCAGUUUCCAAGUCCAUCGCAUUCCCCCACAUUAGAAUAGCGUUGAGUGUUGGGAAACACUGGGCUUCUGGUGGUGUUGACAAGCUGCCAAACUGCAUAUUCCCAGCCUGUGUAAUUAUGAUCUGUGGAAUUGAUUCCCCUCAGUGAUCAUAGUUGGACGCCGUGCGGCUCAUUGAUUCCGAGAUGUAUGGUCCUCAUUUGGGAGGUGUGGAGCUUUUCACCGAUAGCUUUGCCAGUUUGACAGAUGCCUUCAUCUAAAGGGACUAGCAUAGAUGACAAAUAACGCAUUGAUUCUGCUAAAUCAAUCCUCUGAGCCAUUACCGCUGCGCAUUGGGGUCAGUAAACAGACUAAUGCACAGUCGCUACUGGUUUAGAGGCAGAGAGGAGUCUGCUUACUGUUUGGCCCAUUCUGUAAGUUCCCAGCUAGUCUUGCCAGAGUGCUUUGGUUCAGCGAGGUGGUCUAAGCGUGUGUGUGUGUGUGUGUGUCUGCAUAAAUAAAUAAAUAAUUCAAACGUAUUUAUGCCAUUGUAUUCAUGUAGAAGCAACUAAGGUUCCAUUUAAACGUUUUUCGGUCUUUUUAUAGUGUUUAAUUGUGGACAUACACAGAACAUAUUCAGGUGUGUGUAUACAUGUGUUUGUGUAUGCGUUUUCUGUCUCACGCCUCACCUUCUCUCUCACCUUGCCUCACGUCUGCCAUCUCUCCACAGGGGAGGACUUUGCGGUGGUGCAGCAGGAGAUCGUCAUGAUGAAGGACUGCAAGCACUCUAACAUCGUGGCCUACUUUGGCAGUUACUUAAGGUAGCGUAUUUAAAGGCCUGCACCCCGCGCUCACUCCGCCACCAACCCUAACCUUCCCUCCUCCACCCCUGCCCUGGCUCAGUCAAUUCCCAGCCGCUCUCAGGCUUUGAAGUAACACACAGGCUCAGCGUGGAGUCGUACUCCACUGCAGUCAAGCCACGGUCAGAGCCUCCGGUCCAAGCCUAGCCGCACUAACACUAGCUAGCUAACAAUGUGGCUAAUUGCUAGCUCCAGGGGGGGGGGGGGGGGGGUUAGAAGGAAUACUUUAGCCUAUCCCAGGUAUUCCUUAAAGAGGUGGGGUUUCAAAUGUCUCCGGAAGGUGGUGACUAUUUUGAGACCGUAUCGAUUGUAAUGUCAUUUGUUUCCUUUUGCUCUUUACAGGAGAGAUAAAUUAUGGAUAUGUAUGGAAUAUUGCGGGGGAGGGUCCCUACAAGACCUAUAUCAUGGUAAGCAUACACAACAUACAGUGCACAAACACACACACACACAAGCAUUUGAAAAAUGACUGCUGGCUCAACCGGUUUGAUGAAGCGAAAUUCAAUAUGUUUCAGUGUGUGGUUUUAAGCUAAUUCCUCACUCAAGUUUAGACGUCCUCUUACAUCCUAUUCCCUUUCUAGUGCACUACUUUUGACGAGGGCCCAGAGGGAUAGGUUGCCAUUUAGGACGUAACCUAGCUCCUACCACAUAACCAGACAGUUAACAGAUUCUUAUUACGCUUUUUCUUCUUCUUCUUGUCUUGGUCGUUAAAGUGAGAAUCUGCAGUUGUUACACCCAUUUUUGGACUUUAAAAGAGAUCACGUAUACCCGUUUUAUUCUAGAAGAAUAUAACUUAGUUCAACUGCGCUUAGUUCAACUGUCUUACCCCAUCACAACCCAAAAUAUAAGCUGGUUUUACUCCAAUGUUUGUAAACAUUGUAAUUGUAAAUAAACACUGCAUAGAUUUAAAACAUGGCUAAAACUAUACGUUUAAUGUCAUGGAUGGUCAGUCCUUGCAUCCAUAGCUCCAUCUAUACAUUUGAGUAGUUAAAUUUCUCCAGCCCCAUCCCUGAGCUAUUUACGAAAGCACUGGUGGCGUGACCACUUUGUAAUUGUUUGAACUGCAGAUUGCCCAUUUAAAGUACAGGUCAUUAGAGCGGCCACCUUAAGCAGCUGUUGUCGCACUUGCGCGCGCACACACACACACACACACAGACGAUACAUACAUACUCACACAGAGACGGUGUUGAUUCUGCUCUUAAUGACGGUGCUGGGCUCAGUCGGCUGCGAGGCCCCUCAUUAGACAGACAGAACAGCAGCCGACACCACCAACCACCGUUGAUCUCAGCCUCCCACAUAUCUGCUCCCCGCUGCCACGGAGACGACACGCUGCUCAUAAUGUCCCCAACCCUACGUCUCCGGAGUAAAUAGAGGGUCACUGAAACGGAAAGCCUGCGUGCUUGACGCACUGUCCCUCGUGGCCUUCGAAAUGCACUAGUUUCGUCACGUCGUUACAUUCCUUUAACCUUUUAACCUCCGUCGUUUAGUUGUUGGGUAUUCUUAACAAGGUUUUAGACCUGCCCUGUAGGCAGGUGGUGGGGGAGGUUAAGGAGGCAUGUCGAUAGUCUAACAUAGCUUCCUCUCCCUUUUCUCCUCUCCAUCUGCAUUGAUCUGAACAUGGAGGAAAGGUGAAAGCAGUAUGGUCGACCCUAACUGGGAAUAUGCUGUCACCUGUAUAGGUUCUUUCAGGUGAAAGAAGAUAAAGGAAGGAGGUCAUUUUAGACCCGAUUUAAACAGGAUCAAUGAGUUAGCCAGGUAACCUGUGUAAAUAUUUUGAAGUAACUUCAUAAUUGUUUGGAAAGAUAAGCUUGAAAUGGGCUUCUUAUAAUUAAUUGAACUGGCUGACUUGGUGACCCUGCUUUUUGAUGUAACCCUCAGAGCCCUAAGAGGAAGUUAGUUUAAUUAGCCCUGUCACGCGACUGACUGCACCUUUUAAUCAGACCCCAAUCAACUGGUGCUAUCAUGACUUGCAAUCUACUUAGUAGAGAGUUGAAGAAGAUUAGCCUCUCAGUGGUAUGGCCAAAGCACUCCCACACAGCCUAGGAUUGAAGCAGGAUGGAGUAUGAUGCGUGUUCUCACUUAAACUGAAGACAGACAGACAUGUGAGUCAAUUCCGGAGGAUAGUGUUUGAAUAGAGUUUUUUUAUUUUAUUUGUUUAUAUAGGCGAUCUAAUUGAGAAUAUGCAGUUUCCUGUAUAGCACUAUAAAUGUUAUUGAAAUCUAAAAAGAACCUAGGAAUCUAGCUCUAUCUAAUUCAGUAGCAAAUAUAUUUUUGUUCUGUUUUUAAUAGGGUCCUGUUGUGCCUGGUCUGUUCUGUCCAGUCAUAACUAUUCUAGAGUCUCAAUAAUGACCUUCAAAUAACCUAACGUUACCAGGUAAAGCUGUCAGAUCAACAUCCAAUUGUAAACCCUGAACCUACAUUGCCCACCUUGAACCCAUAAUGUUGAUUUGGGGUUGAAAUUGGGGUUAAAUGACACAAAAACUGUACACUUCAAAUGUGGCUUGAAAUGCUGAAAUGUGCCCAAAUAAGACCUUUAGCUUAAAUAAUAGUAAUGAAAUACAUGCCACUGACAAAGAAAUGAUCAGUCUAUAAUUUUAAUGGUAGGUUUAUUUGAACAGCGAGGGACAGAAUAACAACAAAAAAAUCCAGAAAAACGCAUGUCAAAAAUGUUAUAAAUUGAUUUGCAUUUUAAUGAGGGAAAUAAGUAUUUGACCACCUCUCAAUCAGAAAGAUUUCUGGCUCCCAAGUGUCUUUUAUACAGGUAAUGAGCUGAGAUUAGGAGCACACACUUAAAGGGAGUGCUCCUAAUCUCAGCUUGUUACCUGUAUAAAAGACACCUGUCCACAGAAGCAAUCAAUCAAUCAGAUUCCAAACUCUCCACCAUGGCCAAGACCAAAGAGCUCUCCAAGGAUGUCAGGGACAAGAUUGUAUACCUACACAAGGCUGGAAUGGGGCUACAAGACCAUCGCCAAGCAGCUUGGUGAGAAGGUGACAACAGUUGGAAAUGGAAGAAUCACAAAAUAACUGUCAAUCUCCCUCGGCCUGGGGCUCCAUGCAAGAUCUCACCUCGUGGAGUUGCAAUGAUCAUGAGAACGGUGAGGAAUCAGCCCAGAACUACACGGGAGGAUCUUGUCAAUGAUCUCAAGGCAGCUGGGACCAUAGUCACCAAGAAAACAAUUGGUAACACACUACGCCGUGAAGGACUGAAAUCCUGCAGCGCCCGCAAGGUCCCCCUGCUCAAGAAAGCAUAUAUACAGGGCCGUCUGAAGUUUGCCAAUGAACAUCUGAAUGAUUCAGAGGAGAACUGGGUGAAAGUGUUGUGGUCAGAUGAGACCAAAGUCGAGCUCUUUGGCAUCAACUCAACUCGCUGUGUUUGGAGGAGGAGGAAUGCUGCCUAUGACCCAAAGAUCACCAUCCCCACCGUCAAACAUGGAGGUGGAAACAUUAUGCUUUGGGGGUGUUUUUCUGCUAAGGGGACAGGACAACUUCACCGCAUCAAAGGGACGAUGGACGGCGCCAUGUACCGUCAAAUCUUGGGUGAGAACCUCCUUCCCUCAGCCAGGGCAUUGAAAAUGGGUCGUAGAUGGGUAUUCCAGCAUGACAAUGACCCAAAACACACAACCAAGGCACCAAAGGAGUGGCUCAAGAAGAAGCACAUUAAGGUCCUGGAGUGGCCUAGCCAGUCUCCAGACCUUAAUCCCAUAGAAAAUCUGUGGAGGGAGCUGAAGAUUUGAGUUGCUAAACGUCAGGCUCGAAACCUUAAUGACUUGGAGAAGAUCUGCAAAGAGGAGUGGAACAAAAUCCCUCCUGAUAUGUGUACAAACCUGGUGGCCAACUACAAGAAACGUCUGAUGUCUGUGAUUGCCAACAAGGGUUUUGCCACCAAGUACUAAGUCAUGUUUUGCAGAGGGGUCAAAUACUUAUUUCCCUCAUGAAAAUGCAAAUCAAUUUAUAACAUUUUUGACAUACGUUUUUCUGGAUUUUUUUGUUGUUAUUCUGUCUCUCACUGUUCAAAUAAACCUACCAUUAAAAUUAUAGACUGAUCAUGUCUUUGUCAGGGGCAAAACAUUUGAGUUCAGGUACCAGAUGUUGUCUCAAUAACCAAUGGCCGAGGAACCUUUUAAUAAAGCACCAGUGCUUCUCAGUCUCCAACCAUGUCUCCUUAUCUUUCAGUGACGGGGCCUCUCACAGAAUCACAAAUAGCCUACGUUUCUCGAGAAACUCUUCAGGUACGUCCAUUCAGUUUGCCUCCUGCAACACUCAAGCAUUCACUCUUCUUCUGACACACGUCUUUCAUCUCAAAGUAUUGCCUUUGAACUGCUGCAUACCUUAGAUCUGAUCCAUCCACUCGAAAUGAGAUUGAAAACAGCCGUUAGCAAUAGCAACACCGUAGGACUAUUGCUGUCAUUGAUUUGUUCGAUUUUUGAUACACACAACUAUUAUAAAGUAUUAUAAUAAAAAGAAGUAGCCAGACUAUUUCUUUCCUGGUAAAAUGACAAUGGUUUCAUGCUUUGGAAAAGUAUAUGUGGCUGAUUUUGGUUGAAUGUGAAUUGGCUAAAAAGGGACACCAUAUUAGGAUGGGAUAUUAUUUGUGAAGAGGUCAAUGGACUGACUCACUUUACACAUUUUUCCCUCCACAGGGUCUCUACUAUCUACACAACAAAGGCAAAAUGCACAGAGACAUAAAGGUAAGGUGGGAAAAUGGCAGAUUCUAGCAGGAAUACAUGGCUUCCAUUGCAUAGAAUAGAAUGCACAAAGACAAAGGUGAAGUGGGACUGGGACAAUAACCGUUUUAAGCACGAAUACAUUGUGUAGAUUAGGAUAGAAUAGAGUUUAUUGUCCUCUUCAAGGAAAUAAUUUGACACGAGCUCGUAUGUACACACAAAUAGACCAACAACACCUUCACCCAGACAUGUUCAAUUACCGGUACAUUUACAGUAGUUUAGUGUGCUCCUCUGGAAUGUCUUGGCAUAGACGUGUAAUAGCCAUUAUAAAAACAUUUCUGACACUAAUGGCCACCAUUUUAAUCCCCAACAAGACAUCUAUCAAAGUCACUCCAGGCUUUACCGGUUUGGUCGUUCCCCUGUGAAGUUUCCUUCGAUAGAUGGCCUUGUUAAGAGACUGCUGCAUAAAUGAAACUGCAUUGAAAAUGUGCAGAUACAAGUUAGUUAGACGUUUGAAACGUUGUUGAGGAAAAAAUAAGCUAAAACGUACUAAACGCUUACAUAGGCCUAUGCAACUGCAAAUCCAUUGUGACGUUCUAAUCUUCUUUUGUCUGCACAAAGGGAGCAAACAUACUGUUGACAGACAACGGGUACGUCAAACUAGGUAAGGAGUCCAGAUGUGCAACUGUUUUCUUUGAUGUGUGUGUGUUUCAAUAUGAUGAAUCAUGGCAAUUUGGCAUUUGGCGAGUGUGUGAAUCAUCGCCUGGCGAUGACUGACAAGUUGUUAAUUGCACUUGGCUGUGAAUAGCACCUUCUGCUUUCACAUUCUGUGUAUGUGUGUGCGCGCUUUCAUAUUCAAUGUGUGUAAUAGGCUAAAUCAAGUCUGCGAUGCAUGCACAGCUUGGACAGUGAUUGGAAUAAUUGUGUCAGUGCUAACACUACAAUUUAUAUCGUAUUCCUUUUGGAAUAUUAGCUGCACCAGCUUACAAAACAUGUAUGGUUACUAAAAUACAUGAGCAUUGCAUGAUUUUCAUUGAUUUCAACAUUGUUAUGCAUAAUUUAUCAUUUAUUACAGAGCGAACCAGGCUUAAGAAAUGGUCAUCAAACAUGUAUUAGACAUUCACUGGUAUUAAUGAUAAACUGUUGUUGAUUGCAUUUGGACAUUUAUUAGCCAUUUAUUAAUAAUGAACUGUUACUAUACAGUGAGGGAAAAAAGUAUUUGAUCCCCUGCUGAUUUUGUACGUUUGCCCACUGACAAAGAAAUGAUCAGUCUAUAAUUUUAAUGGUAGGUUUAUUUGAACAGUGAGAGACAGAAUAACAACAACAAAAUCCAGAAAAACGCAUGUCAAAAAUUUUAUAAAUUGAUUUGCAUUUUAAUGAGGGAAAUAAGUAUUUGACCCCCUCUCAAUCAGAAAGAUUUCUGGCUCCCAGGUGUCUUUUAUACAGGUAACGAGGUGAGAUUAGGAGCACACUCUUAAAGGGAGAGCUCCUAAUCUCAUCUUGUUACCUGUAUAAAAGACACCUGUCCACAGAAGCAAUCAAUCAAUCAGAUUCCAAAUUCUCCACCAUGGCCAAGACCAAAGAGCUCUCCAAGGAUGUCAGGGACAAGAUUGUAGACCUACACAAGGCUGGAAUGGGCUACAAGACCAUCGCCAAACAGCUUGGUAAGAAGGUGACAACAGUUGGUGCGAUUAUUCGCAAAUGGAAGAAACACAAAAGAACUGUCAAUCUCCCUCGGCUUGGGGCUCCAUGCAAGAUCUCUUGGACUUGGACAAGGACUUGCAAUGAUCAUGAGAACGGUGAGGAAUCAGCCCAGAACUACACGGGAGGAUCUUGUCAAUGAUCUCAAGGCAGCUGGGACCAUAGUCACCAAAAAAACAAUUGGUAACACACUACGCCAUGAAGGACUGAAAUCCUGCUGCGCCCGCAAGGUCCCCCUGCUCAAGAUAGCACAUAUACAUGCCCAUCUGAAGUUUGCCAAUGAACAUCUGAAUGAUUCAGAGGAGAACUGGGUGAAAGUGUUGUGGUCAGAUGAGACCAAAAUGGAGCUCUUUGGCAUCAACUCAACUCGCCAUGUUUGGAGGAGGAGGAAUGCUGCCUAUGACCCCAAGAACACCAUCCCCACCGUCAAACAUGGAGGUGGAAACAUUAUGCUUUGGGGGUGUUUUUCUGCUAAGGGGACAGGACAACUUCACCGCAUCAAAGGGACGAUGGACGGGGCCAUGUACAGUCAAAUCUUGGCUGAGAACCUCCUUCCGUCAGCCAGGGCAUUGAAAAUGGGUUGUGGAUGGGUAUUCCAGCAUGACAAUGACCCAAAACACACGGCCAAGGCAACAAAGGAGUGGCUCAAGAAGGAGCACAUUAAGGUCCUGGAGUGGCCUAGCCAGUCUCCAGACCUUAAUCCUAUAUAAAAUCUGUGGAGGGAGCUGAAGCCUCGAAACCUUAAUGACUUGGAGAAGAUGUGCAAAGAGGAGUGGGACAAAAUCCCUCCUGAGAUGUGUGCAAACCUGGUGGCCAACUACAAGAACUGUCUGACCUCUGUGAUUGCCAACAAGGGUUUUGCCACCAAGUACUAAGUCAUGUUUUGCAGAGGGGUCAAAUACUUAUUUCCCUCAUUAAAAUGCAAAUCAAUUUAUAACAUUUUUGACAUGCGUUUUUCUGGAUGUUGUUGUUGUUAUUCUGUCUCUCACUGUUCAAAUAAACCUACCAUUAAAAUUAUAGACUGAUUAUUUCUUUGUCAGUGGGCAAACGUACAAAAUCAGCAGGGGAUCAAAUACUUUUUUCCCUCACUGUAUUAAUGUAACUCUAACUUUAACAAAACAUUUACAAAUCGUUAAUUGAUUAAUUAACAUGUUAAAAAGGCAUAAUUAAUUAUGCUUAAUGGAGGCAUCAUGUAGAUUGGAAUGUCAGGCUUCUCACUUCUUUCUUUCUUUCUUUCUUUCUUUCUUUCUUUCUUUCUUUCUUUCUUUCUUUCUUUCUUUCUUUCUUUCUUUCUUUCUUUCUUUCUUUCUUUCUUUCUUUCUUUCUUUUUUUCUUUCUUUCUUUCUUUCAUCCUUUUCUUGGCAGCUGACUUCGGCGUCUCGGCCCAAAUCACGAUGACCAUUGCCAAGAGAAAAUCCUUCAUCGGCACACCUUACUGGUAA
Molecule: messenger RNA, 9357 nt
Organism: Coregonus sp. 'balchen'
Lineage: Eukaryota; Metazoa; Chordata; Actinopteri; Salmoniformes; Salmonidae
Source: the annotation of a GenBank genome assembly